AUGGAACCUGGUGUUAAAACGUGUUUAUUAAAGACUUCUCUUUUGUCUUCUUUAAACUCUUUCCUUUUCUACUUUCUUUCCUAUUUAUUCUUCACCUUCAGUUUCUUGCACCUUUUUUUUGUCUCAUUUCUUUCCCUCUCUUCCCUUAUUUUUCUAUUUCUUAUUUCUUCCCCUUUUUUCUUUUCUAUCGUUUUUUUUCUUAUUCUUCUCUUUCACUUCCUGCCUCUUUAUUUUCUUUCUUCUUCAUUUGCUUAUUCCACUCCUUCAGUUCCUUUUUAUUUGUCUUUUAUUCCUUCACUUUAUUCCUCUGCUUUAGAUUCCCUAUUUACUCCUCCUUGUUUUUCUCUUUCUACCACAGCUUCUCAAUUUUUCUCAUUCAGUUUCCUUCUUAUUACCUCAUUCAUUACUGAUGAUUCUCAUUCAGUUUCCUUCUUAUUAUUCAUUCAUUUUUUCUCAUUCAGUUUCCUUUUAUUACCUCAUUCAUUACUGAUGAUUCUUUCAGUUUCCUUCUUAUUACCUCAUUCAUUACUGAUGAUUCUCAUUCAGUUUCCUUCUUAUUACCUUUUCAUUACUGAUGAUUCUCAUUCAGUUUCCUUCUUAUUACCUCAUUCAUUACUGAUGAUUCAUUCAGUUUCCUUCUUAUUACCUCAUUCAUUACUGAUGAUUCUCAUUCAUUUCCUUCUUAUUACCUCAUUCAUUACUGAUGAUUCUCAUUCAGUUUCCUUCUUAUUACCUCAUUCAUUACUGAUGAUUCUCAUUCAGUUCCUUCUUACUUCUUCCCAAAUUCAUUCACUUGUUCUUCAAUUACUUCCUUUUUUCUUCUUAUACUUCUUCUGUUUCUUGUUUCUCAUUCUUUUUAAUCUGCUUUUUCUUCUUCCUUUGUCUCAACUUAUAUUUCUCCUUCAUUUCUUUCAUUCUCUCUCUGUUCUUUUAUUUCUUUUCAUUCAAUUCCUGUUUUCUCUUUUUAUUCUUUCGCCUUCCUUCAUUUCUUCUCUACUUCUUUCUUUUCUUGUUUAUUUUCUUCUUCAUCCUUCUUUUCCUUUUUCUAUCAUCUUUUUUCCUCUUUAUUUUAACUUUUCUUUGGUUUCUCUUCAUAUUCUUGUUGACUUUUUUUUAUUCCACAUGUUUUUUUUUCUUUCUUUCUUCUUUCCUUUUUUAUCAUUUUCAUUUAAUUUCUUCCUUUUCUUCUUUUCCUUUCUUUUUUCUUCUCUUUCAUUUUCUCACUUCUCCCUCAUAUUUUUUCAAUUUUGUUUCAUUUAG
Messenger RNA from Acanthosepion pharaonis, 1260 nucleotides. The record is from the annotation of a GenBank genome assembly. NCBI's taxonomy places the organism in Eukaryota, Metazoa, Mollusca, Cephalopoda, Sepiida, Sepiidae.